GCGUGAGAACUUGUUCCUUAAAACUUAUCGAUUUUUCUUUCCAUGGAUCUUCAUUCGGACUAAAACAAAUGGGAGAAUACCGAGUAAACAUGUUAGCAAUGGUACGCUGUGAAUCAAUUAAGACCAAUGGCCUAAUUCAAAUUAAUUAUUAUUUGAGCAAAACGUCUUCGAACACCACAGAAAUCAAAGGAAACGUUACCUAUUAUAUACCACUUGAUGAUACUUUUAAUAUUGAACUGAAUCUAGCGGUAAAAGAUUCUAUUGGUGGCUGGAAGGAGAAUGCUCAUAUUUUUAAGACACCAAAAGCUUGCUCUUCACUCAAGCAUAUUUUGGGAAAUUCAUGGUCUACAUUAACGGAGCGUUUAGGAAUGUCUAAUGUACGUGGUUGUCCUAUUCCCGUGGGUUGUUAUGUUGCAAAAAACAUGCCGCAUGAUCACUGGCUUUACAAUUUACCCAGGCAAUUUUUUUAUGGAACAUACAAACUUCGUUUUCAAUACACCAAAAACAAGGAAAUCUAUGGCUGUUCAACUUCUAUUAUAGAGGUGAAGCGCCUUUGGGAAAAUGAUUAGACAUUAAACACAAUAAAACUAUAAUACUUUAUAUUUAUAUAAUAUACUAGCGAACCGCCCCGGCCCUGCACCCGUGCGAUGCUGAUACUUAUUAUUACAAAAUGUCUUUCUAUUCAAUGCUCUCAGAUUCUUUGUUUUUUACUUGUGCACUUAUAUAACUAUUUGUUUUAAUUUAAUUUUAUAUUUUACUUUAUUUUUUUUAUUGUAUUGUAUGUUAUUUAUACCCACUUGCUUUUAAAUACUCCCCCCCCCCUUUGGCUGGUAUCGCCGUAACCGCUGUAUCAGCAUCAACUGAUAAAUCUGUAAUAUCGUAGAAAAUAUUCAUUUAAUUUACAUGCUGUAGAAGACCAUAUUGAUCUAUUUAUUAAAUACACAAUAUAUUUAAAGUUUUG
Messenger RNA from Myzus persicae (green peach aphid), 961 nucleotides. RefSeq lists its product as uncharacterized. Lineage: Eukaryota; Metazoa; Arthropoda; Insecta; Hemiptera; Aphididae. Bases 69 to 569 code for a protein of 166 amino acids. The transcript has 4 exons. The record is from RefSeq and is a predicted model, not a curated record.